AUGCGGUUCCCAGCAAUCACCAAGAUCGGCCUAGCCAGACGAGGUCUGCAUACCUCCAGUAUCGCGAGGGUACCUCUGUUGAUCACGCCUAAAGAAUAUCAAGACCUUCCCAAGCGAACGACCUUGCCGUUGGAUGUAUCAUGGCAUAUGCCCAAUUCUACUCGAUCGGCAGUCGCAGAAUACCUCUCCGGACCUAGGAUACCUAAUGCGAAGCGAUUCGACCUUGAUGAAGUUGCUGAAUUGGAUUUGGACAAAAACCCUCUGAGCUUAACUCAUAUGUUACCUAAACCAGAGAGGUUUGUCGAAGAAUGUCGUAAACUCGGUAUAAGGAAUGAUGAUCAUGUGGUAUUAUACGAUACGAUAGGUAUCUUCUCUAGUCCAAGGGCUUUAUAUACUUUCAAAGCCUUCGGUCAUGAGAACGUAUCGGUACUGGAUGGUGGAUUACCGCGAUACAUCGAAGAAGGAUAUGAAGUUGAGACUGGAGAUGUCAAACCUACUUUGAGAGAAUCACAAUAUAAGCUACCUCAAAAUUGGAAAGAGGAUUGGGUACGAUCGUACGAACAAAUUGUUUCCAACUCUGAGAAACCCACUACCGACCCCACCUCUGAGAUAGUAUUAGACCACCGUCCCCUACCCAGAUUCACAGGUGAAGCUCCCGAACCUCGACCAGGUCUCUCAUCAGGACAUAUCCCUAAUUCACUUCCAUUACCGUUCCCACAAUACCUCAACGCGGCGAAUGACAAAAUUCCUUAUUCAAGUUACAAAUCCAUCGAAGAGCUCAAACAAGUUUUCGAGAAGGCUUUAGGUGGUGAGGAGAAUAUGAAAAAGUAUAUAGAAGAGCAAAGAGGGGUCGUGUUGAGUUGUGGUAGUGGGAUGACAGCUGCGAUCGGAUGGUUGGCUAAUGAAUUGCUGAGGGAGCAGAGUGGGAAAGCGCUCAAGACGGCUUUGUAUGAUGAGUCGUGGACUGGUUAUGCUCUUAGGAAAGAAAGUAAGAUUGUGAAAGGGAAUGCUUAA
Kwoniella botswanensis is the source of this 1014-nucleotide messenger RNA. RefSeq lists its product as uncharacterized. The record is from RefSeq and is a predicted model, not a curated record. Gene Ontology annotation, cellular component: mitochondrion. The coding region runs from base 1 to 1014 and encodes 337 amino acids. The transcript is spliced from 6 exons. NCBI's taxonomy places the organism in Eukaryota, Fungi, Basidiomycota, Tremellomycetes, Tremellales, Cryptococcaceae. Gene Ontology annotation, molecular function: thiosulfate-cyanide sulfurtransferase activity.